AUGGUAUCAGAGCUUUCAUCGAUAUAUCUGGUCUUUGUGGAUGUAGAAAUUUUUUCUGAUACUGUUCAGGAGAUUACAUUGAAGUUGUUUGUUCAGGAGCAGAACAGGGACUUUAAUGUGGUUCUGAAUGAAGAAGAGAAAAUAGGUGGACUUCCUAUAGUCCCGCAAGACUAUGAGGAUUUUGCCUUUUGUAUCAAUUCAUGUGAGCUUUUUAAAACUUCAUUUAAGGCAAAUCCUUUCACUUGGUGGAAUGGAAGGGCAGGUGAUGAUUGUAUAUUUGAGAGGCUGGAUAGAAUUGUCAUCAACUUGCAGCUUCAGCAAUGGUUUGGUCAUAUUGAAGUGGAACAUCUGUCUAGCACAGGUUCAGACCAUGCUCCACUUCUUGUUUCUUUGGGGAAAGAAGCUCAGAAUUUCAUAAAACCAUUCAGGUUUUUGAAGUUUUGGACAAAACACAAAGAUUUUAUGGACACAGUAAAACUAAAUUGGCCUGAGGAAAGUGAAGGCAAUCCUUUCCUGGUUUUUAGGCAGAAGAACAAGCAGGUGAAAGGGGCAUUAUCUUCAUGGAGUAGAGAGGCUUUUGGGAAUAUACUCAAACAACUCAUUAUAAGGGAGGAUAUAGUGAGAAUCAAGGAUCAACUUUUUAAAGAAGAUCCAUCUGUUGAAAAUAGAACAGUGGUGCAACUUGCACAAGCUAAAAUGAAGAAGCAUCUUCAUUAUGAGGAAGAGUUUUGGAGGCAAAAAUCAGGCUAUACAUGGUUUGCUGAAGGAGAUAGGAGCACCGGGUUUUUUCAGAAUCUAGUAAAUGGUAGGAGGAAAAGAUUGUGA
Molecule: messenger RNA, 825 nt
Organism: Lycium ferocissimum
Lineage: Eukaryota; Viridiplantae; Streptophyta; Magnoliopsida; Solanales; Solanaceae
Exons: 3
Coding region: 1-825 (274 amino acids)
Source: RefSeq, a predicted model, not a curated record